Messenger RNA from Frankliniella occidentalis (western flower thrips), 2462 nucleotides. RefSeq lists its product as uncharacterized. Lineage: Eukaryota; Metazoa; Arthropoda; Insecta; Thysanoptera; Thripidae. The record is from RefSeq and is a predicted model, not a curated record. Bases 404 to 2023 code for a protein of 539 amino acids. The transcript has 6 exons.
CCGCCACCUCCUGAUCGCGCACGACGGCGACCCGACCCGCGACGUCCUCUGUCGCCAGGAGCUGAUGCCGCUGCACGACGAAUACACCAUCGUCAUGCUCGCCGGCGCCCGUGGCGAGAAAGAAAUGGUGAUUUUACAGAGUUUUGGUCGCAGCGACACAUGGUGUAUACACUCUUAACUGUGAACCAGCAAAUUUUGCCUAGUAACUAUCAAAGAUUUGUGUUGUUGUAAAUUAUCAAGAAUGUUUUAAGUGUUACUAAACGCCGUGUAUAAUUACUUAACGGUUUCCUAGUAACCACAAUUUACCACGUCUCCUCGUGGUCUGCAGCUAUGGCACCAGAUUCACGUUGACUUGGUCGUCCUUUUUCUGGCGGCUACCGGUGACUUCGACCUAAUCAACACCAUGUUCGGUGGGGGCAGCACGAUGAUGCCCUUUAAGCACGUCACGCCCAUCCUCGUCAUCUACACCACCGCGCUGGGGCUGGGUAGCGACCCUGACGGCCGAGCAGACGUAGAAACCAUCGUCUCGGCUCUCAGGGGCAUGGGGUGGAUGCACACGUCUAUCGCGGUGCAGAAGCACGACGGCUCUCGUCUCCGGACGGUGCCGGUAUAUCUGUCGCGGCCGGGUUUCGUGCCCGGCUCGCGGUGUGGUUUUGGCCCGUCCACGACGACGCUGGCGUUGUUGUGGUCUGCGGGCCAGACCCUCACUGCGGAUGCCGUUGGAUUCCUGAAGCCCCACAGACCGUAUCCCCUUAACGGCUGCGACGUCCACGUCGCGUCGCUCGAGAAUCCCCCCUUUGCGUACGCUGACCCGGCGGGUGGCUUCCAAGGCACUGACAUCUCCUUGGUGGACUACUUCGCUACUGACAAAAAUGCAACCGUGCACUUUAAGCCGAUCACGGCAGCAAUGAACUCCAUUGGACUACUCAGCACCGGGUUCCAGGAGAAGGACAAAGGCAGUUUUUACGAUGCUCUGAAGAAGUAUGAUGUGGUGGUGGGUGGCCUGUUACCUACCGUGGAGCGCUCCAAAGUCUUCGACUUCACCGCCCCCUACUCCCAGGAGUCCCAGUGCGUCUUCCUGACGGCCAGACUACCCGUGGACGCGUGGCGAUACCCGUUCGUUGUGCUGAGUCCCCAGGUGUGGGCGGCAACGUGCGGCCUCAUGUUGCUGUUGGUUGUCGUCCUCCAGGCGAUGGGCACCGGCGGUUUCGACAGCCUUAUUAUUCUCCUCGGCGUCCUAUUUGACAGCGAGCCCAACCCCAAGCUUAUUUCUAGGCGCAAGCAGACUGUGUUUCUUGUCUUCCUGUGGACCAUCUUCUGUAUGCACUUCAACUCGGGUUAUCGCGCCAGCCUCUCCAUGGCCUUUAUCAAUCACAUCAGCAAGCCUGGGCCCAGCAGCUUCCGAGAAGUCAAGAGGGUCGGGUUCCUGUUUGGCAUAGCCAGUUACCUGCUACAGGAGGACAACCAGGGCACGCGAGAGAUCGGCCCACGACUUGAGACCUGCAACAGCUUCAGAAACUGUUCCGCGGAAAUUAAGAGUGACCCGGAGAAUAUGGGCCUCGUCAUGUCGGAAGUCUCAAUGUGGUAUUCUACUCCGCGUUAUUUCCUGGACGACCAACUCAAAAGCCUUCUCAAAAGAAGUGAGAGCCUGGCCACGUUCUUUAUCAUUUUUCUAGUCCACAAGAGCUCACCUCUUCGCGAGCCCCUUGACGACACACUGGCAAAGACGCGCGAGUUUGGGAUCAACAUCAAGGCGUUUAACGACAUUAAGAGGAACCUGACACGAAUUAUGGAGAGGAAUUACCGCGAGCGCCUUCGCACGGUCGACCACAAUGGCUUCUUUCUGGUAUUCGGCGUGUGCGGUCUCCUAUUCGCUGGCCUCGCCCUAGCCGCGCUGGUUUUCUGUGGGGAGCUGGUGCAUCACAGGCUAAGCCAGUCCGCUCCCUGUUCGCCACUGGUUUGCAAGCUGCUGGCUGGACGAGUAUAUCCGCAACGAACACAUUCGUCGCGUGACACACUCUAAUACCCUGGACGACCCUGGAGCUAAAAUUAAAAUUAUUAAUUACUUCUCAUAAAAUUGUGAGGUUUUGUCUUGAGUUCUUAGACAGUCCCCAAGACUGUCAACUACCAGAAGGGAAAACCGCGCCCUUCACCCCCUCCUCUCAAUGGGUCUAUCCCGCGUUUCUACGACCUUGUGAUUCCGGACCAACCCAAAACCAGUUGUCCGGCCUACAUUUUGUACGACCUACAUUUUCUACCACCUAUUUUUGCUAGAACCCGUGUAGAACAGGAGGCCCAAGGAGGACAUAAAGAUGUACUUAAAGUGCAGCGAGGGAAAGAUCGCGACUAUGACGAAGUGCAGCCCCACGUAACAGUAAAAACGUUAACAAUUCUUGUUAACUAUAAACGGACCCGUAGUUAAGAAAAUUUUCUAUUUUAUAGUUUUGAGCAAUAUUUUUUUA